Molecule: messenger RNA, 1420 nt
Organism: Rattus rattus (black rat)
Lineage: Eukaryota; Metazoa; Chordata; Mammalia; Rodentia; Muridae
Gene: Pgls
Product: 6-phosphogluconolactonase
Exons: 5
Coding region: 460-1335 (291 amino acids)
Biological process (GO): pentose-phosphate shunt; carbohydrate metabolic process
Molecular function (GO): 6-phosphogluconolactonase activity
Source: RefSeq, a predicted model, not a curated record
UGGGGAGGGCCGUGCAGGCACAGGGACAUCAUAAGUGUGUGUGUAUGACAAGAGUCCCACUGCUUAGCCCAAUCUGGCCUCUAACUCGGGCUAACCGCCUGCCUUUGCCACCUGAGGGCUAGCAUGAGUGUAGGUCAUCACGCCUGGCUUAUUGACCUAAUCACACUGCAGCUGGCGCACUCUGUGUGUCCAACCGCACCCCGGAAACCCGCUACACCCUCAAGAGUGCAGGUGCAUUCAGGUCACCCCAGCCCUCAAGUCGAGGAAGGACGAUCAGGAGCGUGAAGCCAGCCGGAGCUACAUGACUCCGUCUUAAAAAAACUAAAUAAAAUGCGAGAAAUCGGUCCAGAAAGGCGUCCCCAGUUCAGGGAAGCACUGUGGAUUACCCGCCCACCACCCACCCCAAAACCCUGAGGAGCACUGUGGCUUCGCUUCAUCUGCGCAACUGCACAUGCGCCUAUGGCCUUGGCUCAAAGUGCUCGGACCCAUGGCAGCUCGGCCGUCGCGCAGGCGCACUGGCGUACUGGCCUCUGCCCGGAGCGCUGUCGCCUCCCCGCCGCCAUGGCCGCACCCGCGCCCGGUCUCAUCUCGGUCUUCUCCAGCCCACAGGAGCUGGGCGCAUCGCUGGCGCAGCUGGUGGCGCAGCGGGCCGCUAGCUGCUUGGAAGGGAACCGUGGCCGCUUCGCUCUUGGCCUGUCAGGCGGCAGCCUGGUCUCCAUGCUGGCCCGAGACCUACCCGCCGCCACUGCUCCCGCCGGGCCCGCCAGCUUUGCACGCUGGACGCUCGGCUUCUGUGACGAGCGCCUCGUGCCCUUCGACCACGCCGAAAGCACGUACGGCCUCUACCGGACACACCUGCUCUCAAAGCUGCCCAUCCCAGACAGCCAGGUCCUCACCAUCGAUCCUGCCCUACCCGUGGAGGACGCUGCAGAGGACUAUGCCAGGAAACUGAGGCAGGCCUUCCAAGGAGACACUGUCCCUGUGUUUGACCUGCUGAUCCUGGGAGUGGGCCCUGACGGCCACACCUGUUCGCUCUUCCCUGGGCAUCCCCUCCUCCAGGAGCGGGAGAAGAUCGUGGCUCCCAUCGGUGACUCCCCAAAGCCACCACCGCAGAGGGUGACCCUUACGCUCCCUGUGCUGAACGCAGCCCAAAGUGUCAUAUUCGUGGCCACAGGGGAAGGCAAGGCAGCUGUGCUGAAGCGCAUCCUGGAGGACCAGGAAGGCGCGCUGCCCGCCGCCAUGGUGCAGCCGCGCACGGGCGCCCUCUGCUGGUUCCUGGACGAGGCAGCUGCACGGCUGCUGUCUGUGCCCUUCGAGAAGCAUUCCACGUUAUAGGGGCCGCACCACGCACGCUGUGGGCACUUCGGGCCGCAGAGACUACGGGAGAGGACUACCUGCAGAUUAAACAGCUUUGCUGGAA